Molecule: messenger RNA, 1959 nt
Organism: Photinus pyralis (common eastern firefly)
Lineage: Eukaryota; Metazoa; Arthropoda; Insecta; Coleoptera; Lampyridae
Product: cystathionine beta-synthase-like
Exons: 10
Coding region: 1-1896 (631 amino acids)
Cellular component (GO): cytoplasm
Molecular function (GO): cysteine synthase activity; cystathionine beta-synthase activity
Source: RefSeq, a predicted model, not a curated record
AUGGCGGAGGAAGAAUUAUGCGAAGAGAUAUACGGAGAGGAUAUUUAUGCAGAUAUUCCCAGUGAUGCAGAAUCUUUUGCACCUGAUUUUUGCGUUGAAAGCAGCGAUCGUGAAGAUGAAGUGGAUGAAAUAAUUGACAUUCAAGUCGUAGAAAGUGAAUCUGACGAGUCUGAGUUUGAUAUACCGCUUGCUCAAUUACAGUCUAGAAGGGCUAAUGCUCGGACUAAUGACACCCCAUCUACCUCGACGACCAAACCUGCACCAGAGACAGUUAUCUGGAACAAGACACAAGCCUCAAAUCAAUGUUUUCCAUUUAGUUGGAUACUUGGCAACGUGCAUCUCAAUGACAAUGAAGUUAUGCCAAAGAAAGGUCAACCAGGUUUUGAUAAAUUAUUCAAAUUGCGGCCUUUUUUAGAUGUUAUGCAGCAAAAGUUUGAAGCAUGCUUUUCACUAACCGAAUGUGGUGCAAUCGACGAAUCCAUGAUUAAGUUUAAAGGACGAAGUUCCCUUAAACAGUACCUCCCCAAAAAACCUAUAAAGAGAGGUUUCAAGGUUUGGUGUUUGGCGGAUGGUUCAGGAUAUUUGAUGGCUAAGUGCGAGUUUCAAAACCCCGGUGGAUCCGUCAAAGAUCGAAUUGCACUUUCUAUGAUCGAAGAUGCCGAGAAAAGGGGAUUGUUGAAACCGGGAUGUACAGUUAUUGAACCAACCUCUGGGAACACCGGUAUUGCGUUGGCUAUGGGGUGCGCAGUUAAAGGGUACAAUUGUAUUUGUGUUGUGCCGGACUAUACGUCACCAGAGAAGCAAGAUAGACUUAAAUCUUUAGGUGCCAAAGUGGUGGUAACCCCAUGUUUACCGGUAGAGCACCCAGAUGGUCCAUUUCUGGUUGCCGAGAGGUUAUCACAAACUAUUCCCAAUUCAAUCAUACUCCGUCAGUUUAACAAUCCCCACAAUCCCAUGGCUCAUUACAAUGGCACUGCAAUUGAAAUUUUAGACCAGUGUGGGGGACAAGUCGAUAUGGUGACGGUUGGAGUAGGCAGCGGUGGAUCGGCUGCUGGCAUUGGACGUAGGUUAAAGGAGUUGCUUCCAAAUUGUUUAAUGGUCGGUGUAGACCCUUCAGGAUCUACAAUUGCGGAACCGCCUUCUUUAAACGAAACUGGUGUGACGGGCAUUCAAGUUGAGGGAAUGGGUCACGAUUUUAACCCAACAAUAUUAGAUCGGAAGGUGAUUGAUUUUUGGGUAAAGGUCGAUGACAAGUCCGCAUUUGAAAUGGCCAGGCGAUUACAUAGGGAGGAGGGGAUUUUGUGUGGGGGCAGUGCUGGAUGUUUAAUGAGCGGCGCACUUCAAGCAGCUAAACAACUAAAAGAAGGACAGAGGUGCGUAGUUAUUCUUCCGGACGGUGUGGGAAAUUACCUUACCAAAUUUGUAUCGGAUUACUGGAUGGAAUCGAUGGGUUUCAUGCACCCGGUUAAUACAUUAAAUCACUGGUGGUGGAACUACAAAGUGUCAGAUCUUAAGCUCAGUCUGGAACCAAUGACUAUUUCUCCUACAUUGAAGUGCAUGGAAGUUUCGAGGCUGUUGAAGAAGGAUAAACUUGAUGUACUUCCGUGCGUCGAUGAUAAAAAUGUAUUCCACGGGUUGCUACAUGCAACGAACCUAGUCAAUCAAAUGCUGAGAAAUAUUAUCCAUCCAAAUGAUACUGUCGAAAAAGUGCUUUCUCAGAAAUACAGAAAGGUAACAUUGGAAUCAAACUUGGGAGAGUUGUCUCAUAUACUUGAAAGGGAAUUAGUUGCUGUCGUUGUUGAAGAAAUUGAAGUAACUCCGCCGAAAUUUAAGUUACUUUUACAUUCUGGUGAUCUGUUGGAAUUUAUUACUGAUAGCAAGCGUGAUCAUCUAUAAGAUUUCUGUUAUUGGAGUACUAUUCCUUUGUUUAUCUUUUGAAUAUAUAUAUUUUUACAAAUA